Rotaria sp. Silwood1 is the source of this 876-nucleotide messenger RNA. The record is from the annotation of a GenBank genome assembly. NCBI's taxonomy places the organism in Eukaryota, Metazoa, Rotifera, Eurotatoria, Philodinida, Philodinidae.
AUGGAUACAAUCAAAAUUGAAUGGAAGAAACAAUCUGGUGAAGCUCAUAUUUUGCCUAACAGACAAUAUACUCAACAACAGUCGAUUCUCAAACUAGAUAGUCAAGAAAAAAAACCUAAGAAAAAAAAAGUUCAAUUCAAGUUUCGUACAUCCACUCCUAAAGUACAAGCAUUUGAAAAUACGAAACAUACUCACUCAAAAACUGAUCGAUUACAAAGAUCAAUUUUCGAAGAACAUGAUUAUACUUCACGAUCAACAAAUAGCCUCACUGCUGAAUUGGUAGAAACCGAUGAUAAACAAAUUUGUAGUAGCCGAUCAAAGAUCAUUACAAUUAUUAUUGUAAUGAUCAUUAUUUUAACUGUAGCUGUCGUUGUCGGUGUAAUAGUUGGUGUUUCGAAGUCUCAACAAAGUAUAUUAGACACAACUACAAUCGAUAAUCAAACUUCAUUAUCAACAACAACUUUAGUGAGUAGUAUUAGUAUAGGAAACCAAAGUGGACCACCUUGUUCAUCAUAUACAACCAUUGAUGAUCCAUCACGCAAUGCUGCUCAAUCAUCAUUAUUCGGAUCAUGCGAUAAUGGAUCACCAUUCAAUGCGAGUAAUGGUGGUUCUUGGAUUCGAUUUAUCGGUACUGGUGGUACUAUAAUUUCAUUAGCAGCACCUGCUCAAGGUCAUUGUGGUGCUUACGUAGGAGGCUGGUUCAAUGGUACAUUACCGACAACAGUGGGCACUGUAGUUAACGGAACGGUAUGCUUCGUAAUAAGCCCAUAUUCUUGCCUUGUCUUCAUCUCUAUAUCAGUAAUUAACUGUAGUGGCUUCUAUGUUUACUUUUUACCACCUGUCUCUGUUUGUAAUGCACGCUAUUGUACAACAUGA